AUAAUAACCUUACAAUAGCUUUAAUUAUAUAGAAACUGAUAACCUCACAAACAUACGAAAAGUGUUUGAUAAGCUUGUGUGUGUAUUAUUCUACUCUGCUAUGCGUGGCUGUUGACUUGAAUAACUACACGAUUAAAAAUAUACUAUGUAUCUAAAACCCGACUGAGUACAAUAUUUGCAAGACAAAAAUACUAACUGUUAAAUUCCUAGUGGAGAAAAUGCUAGAGUUUGUAUAGUGAGAACGUUACAUGUUAAUGAAAACCCGACAAAAACGUCUCCUGCUUUGUAUGAAUACAAUAUUGCUAAGGUCGUUCGCUUCCUUUGUCUUAGAUCGAUUCAAGAAUAUCGCAGUUUUGUUCACUGUCGCAAGUGGUAAUAAGUAUGUGCGAUAAAUAAGGAUACAGACAAUUUCUUUUCUCAAACAAAUUUAUAAGACUACAAAAUGCACCGACUAACAGAACAACGUUGGGCAUGUUUCUUUUGGAUACUUCUAAGUACUGCUUUGGUAUGCCAGAUAAUUGCUUUUGUUGCACCAGCUUGGUUGAAAGUGUUCAUUAAUUUUGACAAUUAUUAUAACGAAAAGAUCACUCGAACAAAUGACACAGGAAACGCUACAACGGAAACUUCGAUUAAUAUCACAACAAGUGUUCCAAUUAGGAUGUCAACACUUGCUCCGAAAAGGAUUCCCGUCAACCAAGACUAUGCCUUAUGGUACAUGACCCAAUGUCACAUUGAUACAUGGGCUUGUGAGACCCUCACGUAUUACCAUAUUGAGUUUAUGGACGAAUCGUACGAUAAAGCAAACUUCAAAGAGCCCCACCAUUGGUUUCUAGAUCGGACAAACUUGUUUCUAAACGGAGUUGAAUUGCGAUUCAACUAUUCUGUGUUGUCUGAGAAUCAGGCAGAAUACACGUUCGGACUGCUCGCUUGUGGCGUGGCAUGGUGGCUUGUCUAUAGGCACAGGAAACGGUUGGGAAAGAAGAAUCUCGAUAAAGUGAAAAAUACUAGACUGGCAGUUGCUGCCGUGACUUCUUUCUUCUCGGGUCUGUUUGUGCUAAUUCCGGUAGGUCGUUUUGGCAACAUGGGUGAUAAGCUUAGAUCUCUUGCAAAGGAUUACCCAGAUAGGAUAUCAGUGCACAAGCCAAUUGGUCUUGGAUUCGGAGCUGCUGGCGGUACCUUUGCCAUGAUGGUUGGCCUCAUUAUCGCACUACGGAUAGUACUAAGGGGUUAUUGUCCCGACUGCGUUGAUCUUCCACCACAGGAUGAAAUUGCUAUGAGGGAAACUGGUAAUCAGAUAGACAAUCCGGACAAAAGACAUUCGCAAAACAAUAUGUAAUAGUAUUUUGUGGAAUAUCAAUAACAAUACAGCACACACAAGAUAUACGUUCGAUUUGUAAGCAUUGAACUUUUUAAAAGUGGGAAAUAAUAGACGGAAACCCUUGUGGUAUUUAUAGUGAUCAGAAAGUUUUCCAACUAAUUGUAUAUUAUAGUGUAUAGACUGUAAAUUCUUGAUAUUCAGUUCAAAUCUCAUGCAAAAUUUGAAUGUAUCUUAGUUUGUGUGUUGAACUGAAGAAAGCGAUACAUGUAUAAAUGUACCUUUGACAGAUAAAACAGGGUUUAAGGAAAUAAAAUAGUGUUAAGAAUUUUAAGCAAAGGAUUAAUUCCUGUAAUUUAUCUGUAAGUGGGAGAAAGAUGCUCAUUGCCGUUAGUAAUGAGCCUAUACUACAUCUGAUACCUCCAAAAUCCUGUAGCGGCGAAUAUAAACCAGGAAACUGGUCAGAUUGUUGAAUUUAUAUUGAAAUGCACUAUCUCAUACGUCCCUUGCUAGAAUAUCAAAAUUAGGUAUAUCCUUGUUUUAAUUUGUUAAUUAACGAAUGCAAAAUGCAGACAGGUCACUUGACAGCUACAAAAACUGAAGUGUGGUAGCUCGAACAUUCUCCGGUUAAAACACAACAUUUUACUUGUCAUAUCUUCAACUAUGGCAAAAUUAAAUCAUUUUUGUGCCGAAAUUUUACUGAAACGACAUCACAAUGUUGAAAAAAAAAACAAAAAACAUAGAGGCUCGCUUCUGCCAUGUCAAACUGUGUGUCAUGGCGACCAAACAAUGACACGAUAAAAGAAGGGCAAGGACAUAAAAAAAAUAUGACAGAACAACAUAUUUACUGUCGUGUUAGCGGCCCUGGUGCUGGUGCCAUGUGACGUCACGAGAAACGCCAAAAUAGGAUUAUGUCGUGUUUUCUCUACUAUAAUCCUUGUUGGAUCGCCAUGCGACAACAUGAAGGCACAACAAAUUUGCUUUUAUGUCUCCUUAACAGAUAAUUUUGAUCCGUAUGAUAUUUCAGAUUAAUCAAAUUUAAUAACGUUGGUGAUCUUGAUAUUUGAUAGUAACUAAAUGAACAUCACAUGGCAUCGUGUUCUUAUGUAGUCGCAUGGACCCCCGUUAGCACGACAUAACAGUACCACAACAGAAUGCUUUUUUGUCGAGUCCUCGUAUCGGCCCUGCCGGCACAAGGACAGACAAAAUAAUGCGCCAGUGCGACAGAAAAAAUAAUUGUUCUGUCGCCGAUAAUGUCGUGUUUGUCGUGUCGUCGUCCUUGUAAAAUCAAUGGAACAUUUAGAUUGUCUGAUAAAAAAAUAUUUUGUAUGUAUAUAAUCAUUGAUAUAAAUGAUAAAUGAGUAAAGAUGAUAGCAUGACUAGAUUCUAUAAUCUGCUGUAAAGUUUCUUGUAUAUUCUAUUGUACACGUUAUAUACAUCUGUUUCCUCAUUGGUAGCCUGUAUUCUACGAGAAAGUCACUUUAUAUUCUAAAGAUACAUUAUUAUUCAUAGAAUCUUGUACGGCCCUUAAGCUGGAGUAUUUCUUGAUGAGACAUAAAUCCCCGUUAUUUAGAAAAAAACCAGUGCAAUUUGUAUAAAUGUCGUCUGCCUAGUUUCUUUUCUUAAUUGCAUUCGGCGGACUCGUACUUCAGAUGUCUUUCGGUUUGUCGAUAUUUCCGUGUUGAAAUUAGUUUUCAGUCAAAAUAUUUCUUGUCAAUUCCCCUUUUAUGCAAAUCUAAGCCUGUUAUGCAAGUUCAAAGAAUUUGUGACUUUUACAGCGACCGAGGUUGAAUUGAUUCUAGAACACAAAUAACAAUAAGCAACAGGCUCGAAAUUAUAUUACAAUUUUAAAGAACGUUAACCUCCAACAGCGAACGCUACCGUAAAAUGCCGACCACUGAACAUUCCAACACGCUUAAUUCUGAGCAUGGGUUAAUUAUUUACUGAUAGUAACAAACAGUAUUUCAGGAAAUUAUGGGUCAUGUGUGCAAAUCGCAUAUGCACACUCAUCUUUGGGCAGUUUGUGAUACAUUAAGUUAUGUUCCUAACGAACUUUUUUAGGCAGCGUGUCAACUUGGAAAAUUUUACAGAUUGUUCUACGUUGAGGAAAACGCUAGACACACUAAUUAAAAACAAACUGGAAACAAUGCUUUUAAAAUAUAAGGUUGAUACUAUCAUGUUACAUGUAGUCGAUGUAUUUUGUAUUAACUAUGUAGAAAGCCUGGACAAACUGGCAAGCAGCAAUAUCUGUAGUAUUGAUGCCAAAAUGACUUUAUGACAAAUUACAUAACAUUUAUAUUGACAGUUGUUUUAAAACAUCUUUUUCGCCAACAAUUUCAGAUUUAUACAUGUAUGAAGUAAGCUGACUAUUUGUUGUAACUUAUUAUUGUAGUUAAAUAUUUCAUCAUACAAUGUGUUGAUAUUUAUGCUAAGCACCUGUAUUGUUUUAU
This is a messenger RNA of Mercenaria mercenaria, 3765 nucleotides long. RefSeq lists its product as uncharacterized. NCBI's taxonomy places the organism in Eukaryota, Metazoa, Mollusca, Bivalvia, Venerida, Veneridae. The record is from RefSeq and is a predicted model, not a curated record. The coding region runs from base 443 to 1336 and encodes 297 amino acids. The transcript has 4 exons.